Messenger RNA from Rotaria sordida, 705 nucleotides. The record is from the annotation of a GenBank genome assembly. NCBI's taxonomy places the organism in Eukaryota, Metazoa, Rotifera, Eurotatoria, Philodinida, Philodinidae.
AUGGCUGUGUCUGUUCGUACGCGUCUCUUACGUCCUCAGAAACAAGAACAUGAAACUCGAGUAAUCGUUAAUUGGUGUAAUGAUCAUAACGAUCAACCGAUUUGCUGUCGUACAGCUCAAGUCUGUAAAGGUCCUAAACCGAUAAUAACGCCGAUUUCAACAAAUAAUUCUCAGCCACAAGCCCAGCGUGCAUUUGAAUACGAUUAUGAAGCACCGUUAACUGCAUAUUCACUCAAACCUAAUUCAAAAUGGUUAGUUGUUCGUCGAAAUCUACAUCGCAUUCGGUUUAUGAGUUACAAUGAUCAUGAUGAACAGAAGAAACUACCAGAUUUUUAUUUGGGAUUACAAAUGAUACGUGAAUUGAAACGAGCUCAAAAUGAAAUACAACGUAUUGAUCAAGAAACAAAUUUUCAUGUUGUUAAACAAUUCGUUUUGGCUAUCGAUGAUAAACAUACUAAGACAUACGAUACAAGACAUAUCAAACCAACCGAUGCUCUAAUUUAUGAUCGUAUAGGCGAUGAACCGAUGGCUGUGCAAAAUCUUCUCUAUUAUUUUAGUCAACAAAAUGUGUUGCCUGGUACAGUCUUUUGGAAUUUUUUGAACGAAGUCAAUCAUGUCCUCAAUAUGAAUCGAAAAAGAACAGUCUUGUGUGAUUACAACAGUUGUGAAAAUGAACGAUCAAGAAGUUCAAUGGAUGAGCAAUAG